CGUGAAGCUGAUUAUCAAACAAGACAUCAUACUGCCCAACAUGAGCAACGAACUCGCCCAAGAGCUGAAGCAGCUGCACGUCCCCGCAUCGCCAGUCAUCUUCGCCAACGUCUGGGACCUAGCCUCCCUCAACACGAUCAUCUCGCUAAACACCGCCGACUCAAAGCCCGUAAAAGCCAUUGCAACCGCAUCAUGGGCCAUCGCAGCUACAGUAGGCGUAAAAGAUGAGGAUCUCGAGCUAGAGCAAAACAUGGCCGCGAUAGGCCAACUCGCGCCCGCCGCCAAAGCCGCCGGCCUGCCACUCUCCGUUGACCUCCAAGACGGAUACGGAGAUCUAAUCGACGAGGUCGUAACAGAAGUAGUCACGCUGGGCGCUAGCGGAGCCAACAUUGAGGACAGUAUCCCGUCAGCCGGAUUCGAGAAGGGCAUCGAAGGGUCCCUCUACGGCGUAGAAACGCAAGUCGCUCGCCUCAAGAGCGCCUUGGAAGCGGCUCGCGAGGCGGGGUGUCCUGACUUUGUCCUCAAUGCCCGGUGCGAUGUGUUCCGCCUCGAGCCGUAUUGCGCGGCUGACGACGAGGGUGUCCUGGCUGAAGCCGUGAAGCGGGGCCGGGCGUACCUGGAGGCCGGGGCGACGACCGUGUUUUUCUGGGGUGGCUCGGGACGUGGGCUGCGGACAUCGGAGGUUCGUGUGCUCGUCAAAGAGCUCGGAGGGCGGGUUGCUGUUAAGCUCGGGGAUCGGGCGGACUCGUUGUCAACGAUGGAGCUGGGUGAGAUUGGGGUCGCUAGGAUCAGUGUGGGACCAAGUUUGUACCUUGUGGCGAUGAACGCGGUGAAGGAAUCGGCGAGAAGGAUUUUGGACGGAGGGAAACUGGCUGCUUGA
Colletotrichum scovillei is the source of this 880-nucleotide messenger RNA. RefSeq lists its product as uncharacterized. Bases 41 to 880 code for a protein of 279 amino acids. The transcript has a single exon. NCBI's taxonomy places the organism in Eukaryota, Fungi, Ascomycota, Sordariomycetes, Glomerellales, Glomerellaceae. The record is from RefSeq and is a predicted model, not a curated record. Gene Ontology annotation, molecular function: catalytic activity.